UGCGGGUGGGAAUAAGCUCCCAAGCCUUCCCUGUGAAAGAAAGUGUUCUCAGAGCCUGAGCUGUACAGCCUGGAAAACCAGGUCUGGGGUAGGGGAGGACCUUCUCUGCCUGCUCCCAGAACCUGCAGCUCCUCUGGCCACGACUCUUAGUGACUCACCCGGGGUUUAAGCUGCCUGCAGCUUGCCCUCACCGCUGGAAGAACGUGGGUUGCGUCCCACCCAACAAGGUCCGAGGGCAUGUGAGCCUACACCAUGGCACAGGAAUGCUCCAGUCCUGAGGCCCCAGCCAGAAGGAAGCUGGCUGUGGCCCCGCGGGCGGGCUGCAUGCUUUAAUGGUACACAUGUUGCUGCGUGGCCCCUACAGGCCCUGCCUGGGCCCAGCUUUGAGCAGUCACAGGCAGAAAAUCGCUGCAUUGUCCCGACAUUAGGGCAACUAAUGCAGCGUUGCCAGUGAGGCCAGAGCGUGAAGCCUGCAAAAAGGCCUCACCGGCGGGUGCUUCCGCCUGCGCAUCUUCAUCAGCCCGUGGAGGCCCAGCACUCUGUCACAGUCAUUAUUCAGUCUCGAAGACAGCUGGGCCCCUGGUGUUCCCCUAGUGGGUCCCCCAGCCCUGAAUGCUUCAAGGCAGGGGCAGCAAGGACUAGUCAAGUGGGCCUGGUGGUGAGGCCCAGAACCUAGGGACACUGGGAUGCGAUAGGGCAGGGAGGGGGUAGGCAUGUGAGGGGACUCCAGACUCAGGAAGUGGUGAGGGUGAGAAGGAUAAAGAGGGUAAAGAGGAUCCCUGGAAGGGAGGAGGGAUCCUGGAUGGGAGGCUGACACAAGGGCUAUGGAAGGGGCUCAGGCAGAGGGAGGUGGGGAAUUUCCUGAUGCAUCCCCCUCUUGUUCCCUCCCCUCGAGGUUCCACGAGUCCUGGAGCAUCUUAUUGACAUGUAAACGAGAGGCCCCUAUAAAGGCAAUGACUAGCCCUCCAGGGCGUAGAUACUACAACAUGGGCACUGAGCCCAGGACCCAGGGCAGCUUAGCCGGCUCUGCAGGCAGCUUCCGCAAGAUCUCCAAGCCCCUGAUGGAGAAGAAACGACGGGCGCGCAUCAACGUGUCGUUGGAGCAGCUGAAAUCGUUGCUGGAGAAACACUACUCUCACCAGAUCCAGAAACGCAAGUUGGAGAAGGCGGACAUACUGGAGCUGAGUGUCAAGUACAUGAAAAGCCUUCAGAACUCGGUGCAAGGACUCUGGCCAGUCCCCAGCGGAGCCGAAUACCCGUCGGGCUUCCGCCGCUGCCUGCCGGGCGUUAGCCAGUUCCUGCGGCGCGGAGAGGAGGGCGGCAGCGGCCCACGCUGCCCCCUGGUGCCCGAGCGCGCGGGCGGCAGCACCAUGGACAGCGCCGAUCCCUGCCCGGAGACUCCCGGAACGCGCGGCUUCUGCGCUCCCGCCGUCUGGGCCCCGGUUCCGGUCUCCGGCGGCUCGCGGUCUCCGCCACCCCGGCUCCUCUUCCCUGAAGGGCUCCCCGGUCCGACCUCCAGCGACCAGGCGCUGCAGCCAGCAUCUCGCCGUUGUGCAGAGAGCCCGGGAGCGGAGCUCCGCGUGUGGCGGCCCUGGUGAGGCCCAAUGCGGUCUCGGACACAAGGGGGCCCCUGUCUGGCUUGGGGACGCAGAGACUGUUUUCAGAGCGCCCGCGAUAAUGGCUGGGACCCCAGUCAGUUCUGGUCCAGGGGCGGGGUGGUCGAAAAGGUGCUGCGUGCCCGCAGACGCGGAGAAAUACACAGAACCACGGGGAGACCCGGGUCUGCGCGUCUAGGCAUAAUCCAUCCAUCAGUCCAGCCCCACCUACUCAGGCAGAACCCGCUCUCUUCUCCCGCCCACCCUCCAGUAGGGCUGGGAGGGGGUGUCCCGGCCUGCGCCCUUUUCCCAGGGCUCCCGGAGGGAGCCCACCCCCGCCCAGCAGCCGAACUACGGUGGGAAGGUCGCCGUCAGCAGCAGCGCAGAGCGGACCCCUCGCAGCGAGGAGAAUUGCUGCCCCGCCCCGGCCCAUUCAGCCAGCCGGAGACGCCCCGUUCCCACCGACACAAAGCGCGCCGGGACCCUCCCCGCCCCGGCGGCGAGGGGCCCCAAGCCCACCCCCACCAUGGGCCCUCAGGGCUUCCAAGGAUCCCCACCCCCUCAGCCCGCGGCACGCCCCGCCUCUCCAGAAGCUCCGGCGGAGCUGCCCAACCCCGAAAGAUGCUCCGCCCGCACGGCUCCGGGAAGUCCCCGUGCACCGCCGCGCCAGUUUGAAGGCUGCUAGAGCGAAGCCGAGUUCCUAUCCUGCGAGAGUUCACCCCUGGGACUCGGAAAAGACCCCCGGCCCCGGUCGGGGAGCCCCCGCCUCCAGACCUCUGGGCCGCCAGGGAGCUCAGGAUCUUCAACAGCCCUCGGAGCUCUCUGCGCCUGUUUAUUCGUCCGAAAAUU
Molecule: messenger RNA, 2444 nt
Organism: Manis javanica (Malayan pangolin)
Lineage: Eukaryota; Metazoa; Chordata; Mammalia; Pholidota; Manidae
Source: RefSeq, a predicted model, not a curated record